Arachis ipaensis is the source of this 1102-nucleotide messenger RNA. Its product is annotated as F-box protein At1g61340-like. The record is from RefSeq and is a predicted model, not a curated record. NCBI's taxonomy places the organism in Eukaryota, Viridiplantae, Streptophyta, Magnoliopsida, Fabales, Fabaceae.
UUUAUUUUAGACUUAUAUGUGACAUGGUUUUUUAAGUUUAGGAUAAGGAUAAGAUCUAAGGAUAUUUAAAAAAAAAGUUACAAAACAAUAUUUUUUUUAGAAUUUUUUUAAAUAAAAAAAAAUUCUUUUUGCUAACACUUUCCACUAAUAUUUUUAUCACACUAAUUUAGGCUUGUUUAGCAUUCAAUUCUUAAAUCAAUUAGGCAGCUUUUAUCAAUUUGGUUUCAAUUAUAAUUUUGAGUUCGAUUUCUGGACCGGUUUCGUUCACUCAAUCUUUGAAAAGAUACCAAAUUUUCUCUUAUAUCUAGAAGCAUAAAUAGAAAUGACCUUAAAUAUAGGAUCUCCCAAUAGAAAUAGGUUUUGUUCGUGGUCUUUUCCAUGUUGUUUCCUCAAUUUGUUGAUCCGCUUGACAAUCUUUUUAGGAAAAGUUGGAUUUUGUUUCCACUAUUUUCCUUUUAGGAUAUUGUGACAAUGGUAGAUAAAUUCUACCUUGGAUUUCGAAUGCUGCAUAUUGCAGCCAAAAAAGAGAAGAAAAAAAAUUUUCUUAGUAAACACACCAUGAGUAGUCCUUGCACACUAACAUUUAGAAGGAAGAGGGUUGUGGUUUCCAAUAAGGUGCAAGUUCCAUUGAAAAGAAUGUGCAGUGAUAAAAUCACUCUCAAAUUUGAGUGUUCUCCCCUUGAAGCUCUUCCCCUUGAUAUUUUGAUAAAGGUGGUAUGUGGUGUGGAACAUGAAGAUUUGCAUAGACUUUUCCAUGUCUCCAAAGCUAUUAGAGAAGCGGCUCUUGUUGCUAAGGAUUUGCAUUUUGAGUAUAGUACGCCAAGGAAUAAUACAUUUGCUCUUUACAACCCCUUUGAUAUGGAUGGAAAUGGUUUGGAUGAAAUUGAAGCUCCAAAUAAACAAUUGAAGAAAUGUAAGUCAAGGUUGAGUGGUGGGAACUUGUCAUUGACAUUGUUUCCAUCAAUGGACGAAGGAGAUUAUUGAUGACUUGAUGAGGAUUGUAAAUAUAGAUUAGAUUAUAUUAUAUAUUAACACUUGCUCUAUAGAUUAGUUUAUAUGUAUAAGUAGAUGUUUGAGAUCUAAUAAAAUGAUAUUGUUGAUU